AUUUUCUUAGUUCAACAUAGUUGUUAACAAGUUUUUCCACAUUCAACAGUUGGAUUUAUAGUUUACUUGGAUUCAAUAUGGCAUAUACGGAAACCAAACCAAGAGUGCCUAUCAUGGCUAUGUAUGGCACACCGGGACCAUGUUACAAUCUUCCAACACUCACGGGAGUAAGUACUCACGAUCCUAGAAGCAGUCAUAAUAAACAACCAGCCUACUCUUUUGGAGUUAAACAUGGAAAAUUCGCCGAUGAUUGCAGCCCGGGACCUUGUUAUCUUCCUGACUCAAAAAUAUCCAGAAGUGGAAAAGAUGGUACCCCGCAUUACUCUCUGUAUGCUAGACAUCGAGAACAAACUAUGUUUCAAACACCAGGAGCGGGAACGUAUAAACCAGAAGAAUCUGGUCCUUCAUCAAAAUUCUGCCAUCCAGCUUACAGUUUUGGUAGCCGACCAAGAUAUAGAAAAAGUGACAACUCUCCAGCCGCCAACAGCUACACCUUACCAAAUAUGAUGGGUUCGACUGUCCAGAGUGGCAAGCGACAGGCUCCUUGUUACUCACUUCCCGGUAGACAGAAAACUGGCGGUUUCUCCGAGGACACAUCUAAAGCACCUGGACCAGGAACUUACAACACCACAGAUCCUAGCACUGUCAAGUCCAGGGCACCACUCUACAGUAUGACAAGUCGAAACAACAUGCCUGGUGAUUCAACUCAGAAACCAGGACCUGGAGCUCAUUCACCUCAGAAUUCAUGGAGUCAUAAGAAGAAGAAUCCGGAAUUCUCAUUUGGUGUUCGUCAUAGUCAGUACAUAACCCCUCUUGUAGUUGAUAUACGUGAUUAGAAAUUGGUGAACUUGCAUAAUAAAAAAUCAUGGAAACUCCAAUUUCGAACAAUAAAUUUGCGUUUUCGUGGGAGUAAUUUGAAUGUUGUACAUAAUGUGUAUUGGGAAUUAUCACAUAUUUUGAAAUUUGAUUACUGUAUAGAUUACUGUUAAAUUACUUGUACAUGUAUAAUCAUUAGGAUAUGGAUCCAAUAAUUUGUAUGAUAAUAUUAUGUUUAUUUAUGUUAUAAAUUUAUUUUUUCUUAA
Molecule: messenger RNA, 1082 nt
Organism: Lottia gigantea (owl limpet)
Lineage: Eukaryota; Metazoa; Mollusca; Gastropoda; Lottiidae
Exons: 1
Coding region: 78-836 (252 amino acids)
Cellular component (GO): cytoskeleton
Source: RefSeq, a predicted model, not a curated record